Messenger RNA from Oppia nitens, 1766 nucleotides. RefSeq names its product hexokinase-1-like. Gene Ontology annotation, molecular function: ATP binding; glucokinase activity; fructokinase activity. The transcript has 6 exons. Gene Ontology annotation, cellular component: mitochondrion; cytosol. The coding region runs from base 144 to 1766 and encodes 540 amino acids. The record is from RefSeq and is a predicted model, not a curated record. Gene Ontology annotation, biological process: glycolytic process; glucose 6-phosphate metabolic process; intracellular glucose homeostasis. NCBI's taxonomy places the organism in Eukaryota, Metazoa, Arthropoda, Arachnida, Sarcoptiformes, Oppiidae.
UUUUAUUAGAAAAUUCUGUAUUACAUAAUCCGAUUCUCAAGAUUAAUGAUAAUAAUAAAGCAAAUAUCAUUAAAAGUCUAACCAAUGAUCUGAAGCUAACAAAACAGACAUUAAUAAAAGUAAAAUCGGUAUUCAUUGAGGAAAUGGAUAGAGGACUGGCACUGACACCACCACCACCACCUAAACUAUCAUCCGAUGGUAAUGAUGGUAGUGUUGGCCAUCAUAAUGGCACUGGUAGUCAUCAUCAUAAAUCAUGUCUACUCAUGCAAAACACUUAUGUACCCGAAUUUCCAACUGGCCAAGAGUCUGGCCAUUAUCUAUCGCUGGAUUUGGGUACAACCAAUUUUCGUGUAGUACUAAGCAAACUGGGCUCCGGUAGCCAGAAAAAUGAGUUUUCCGUCAAAUACUAUGACAUACCAGAUGAUUGUAGACGCGGCCCAUCGAUAAAUCUAUUUGAUUUUUUGGCCGCCUCAAUCGACGAUUUUGUUACAACUAGUACAUACCUGUCCCCGUCAUCAACAACAACAACUACCUGUGCCAUCAAUGGCACUGGUGGUGGUGGUGGGGGUAGUGGUGGUGGUGUCGGUAAACGGCUGGCACUCGGGUUUACAUUUUCGUUUCCAAUGUCGAUGCGUGCCCUGAAUGUCGGUCUAUUGGAAACUUGGACCAAAAAUUUUGACUGUCCCGAUGCUGUCGGUCGGGACUGUGCCCGACUACUACAGGAAGCUAUCGAUCGGGUCAGAUCGGGUGGACUACCCGUAGAUGUAGUGGCCAUACUGAAUGAUUCGACCGGUACGCUGGUCAAGGGUGUCUAUUUGGAUGGGAAAUGUUCGGUGGGUAUGAUAUUGGGCACCGGUAGCAAUAUGUGUUAUAUUGAACGAGCGGAUAGGGUUGAAAAAUGGGUGGAUAGGUGCCAGUCGGAGUAUGCCGAUUGUCGGGAAGUGGCCAUCAAUGUCGAAAGCGGUGCGUUCGGCGAUAACGGUUGUAUUGAUUUUGUGAGGACACAAGUGGACAGGGAGUUGGAUAGGGAGUCGUUGUUUCCCCAGUCGUUUACUUUCGAAAAGUACUUUAGCGGUCACUUUAUCGGUGAUCUUGUUAGAAGAGUAUUGGUGUUGUUGGCCAGCAAUCGGGUACUAUUCGAUGGUAUAGUUACCGAUGAGUUGGCCACUAUGGGUACUGUUUCGUCUACCGAUUUGUCUAUUAUUGAGGGAGAUGAAAGAGAAAGCAAACAAUUUGUCCGCCAAUUGGCCGCACGACUCGGCUAUACAUUACCGAUGAUUACCGAUGACGACGUUGCGGUUGUCCGCUACGCCAGUGCAUUGGUCACUGUCAGGGCUACACAAUUGAUUUCGGCUACUCUGGCCGCCGUAGUCGACCGUAUUGAUCGCCGACAUAUAACAGUGGCCAUUGACGGCUCACUUUAUAAACAUCAUCCAAAAUUUCACGAUUUGAUUACCGAUUUUACUCGGGAGCUGAUGAUGGCCAGUACCGAUAGUAGUAGUACUGCCGGUGCCGAUACCGCUACCGAUAAGACAAUCAAACUGAUACUGGCCGAGGACGGAUCGGGUAAGGGUGCGGGACUGGUAGCCGCAAUUGCCCAUCGAUUUUGGCUUAAACAUAACAAUUCUAACUGUCCAUCGGUGUCGUCGUCGUCAUCGUCAUCGUCAUCGUUAUAUAGGUUUUUAAUACGAUCGGACAUAACAACUACGGCUAUGUCAAACAUUGCGGCCACUAAUAGCAGUCCCAGGGUUAGACCAUGUAGAUAG